Messenger RNA from Prunus mume (Japanese apricot), 2636 nucleotides. RefSeq names its product cullin-1-like. The record is from RefSeq and is a predicted model, not a curated record. Gene Ontology annotation, biological process: ubiquitin-dependent protein catabolic process. NCBI's taxonomy places the organism in Eukaryota, Viridiplantae, Streptophyta, Magnoliopsida, Rosales, Rosaceae. Gene Ontology annotation, cellular component: cullin-RING ubiquitin ligase complex. Gene Ontology annotation, molecular function: ubiquitin protein ligase binding.
AAUUUCCAUUUCUCAAGUCCUCGUUCUUGCUUUUUUGCUUUUGCUUUUGGGUUUUUAUUUAGAGCACUUGUUCCAGCUGCGUAGAUACAGAGAGAGAGAGAGAGAGAGAGAGAGAGAGAGCUGUUGGUGACAAUUGGAGUGGCAGAGAGCCCAUUGAAGAAGAGGGUCCACGCAGCCAUUCGAUUUUUCACUUCCUGGGUUUUCUUCCUAAGCCGUCAGCUCCUCCCUCAUAGCGAUGAUCUCAGAGCGUUUAAUUUCUAUUUCCUGUCAAACUAUGAGCGUUUUGGGGAGGAGGAAUUCUUAUUUGGAACUUGUAUCAUGUCAAAAUUUCAAGAGAGAUACAGGAUGGGGAGACAUUAAAAAACAUUUGGUCUUUUGAUUUUCACUCACUUUGAUAUAUUGUCAAGAAACCAUAGCAGAUUCCGUGACAUGUUGUUGCAUAUCCUUUCAUUAUAGCUGGAAUUUGUCGCCAACUUAUCGAGUUUGAUCAAGGAUGGGACUAUAUCCAGAGUAUGCUGACAAAAAUAAAGAGGAUUUUAGAAGGAUUACCGGAGCCUCAGUUCAGCUCGGUAGAAUAUAUGAACGUUUACACAACUAUCUACAAUAUGUGUACCCAAAAGCCUCCUCAUAAUUAUUCUCAACAGCUAUAUGAUAAAUAUAAGGAGGCAUUGGAGGAAUAUGUAACCACAACGGUGUUGCCCUCUGUAAUAGAGAAACACGACGAAUUUAUGCUGUGGGAGCUUGUGAGAAGAUGGGCAAAUUAUAGAGUUAUGAUUAGGUGGUUGUCAAACUGUUUUAAUUUUCUUGAUCGCUUCUUCAUUCCUAGGAGAUCACUUCUUAGCCUAAAUGACGUUGGACUUACAUGCUUCCGCGAUUUGGUUUAUCGAGAGAUAAAUGUUAAUGCCAGAGUUACCGUAAUUGGUCUUGUUGAUAAAGAACGUGCUGGAGAGCAGAUUGACAGGGCACUAGUGAAGAAUGUGAUAGAUGUAUUUGUUGGAAUUGGAAUGGGACAAAUGAAUACUUAUCAGGAGGACUUUGAGGAACACAUGCUGAGACAUGCUGGUGAAUACUAUACUCGUAAAGCAUCAAGUUGGCUUUUGGAGGAUUUUUGUUUUGAUCACUUGGUGAAGGCUGAGGAAUGCUUGAGAAGGGAGAGGGCUAGAGUUUCUCAUUACAUGCAUUCAAGCAGUGAGCAAAAGCUGGUGGAAAAAGUGCAACAGGAGUUGUUUGAACCUCUUGCUAAUGUAUUUAAACAGAAAGUUAGCGCUGAAGUUAAAACCCUGGUCCAACAGGCUGAAUAUGCAGCAAACAACCAGGCUUCUGAUAGAGCUUCUGGCAUGCUGGAACAGGUCCUUGUCACAAAAAUGAUCGAGCUUCAUGAUAAGUAUAUGGCACAUUUCGAAGAUUUCUUAAUAAAAAACUCUAUCUUUCACAAGGCUCUGAGAGAGGCGUUUGAUGGAUUUUGCAAUAAAUCUGUUUCCGGGAAUUCAAGUGCUCAAUUACUUGCUGCAUUCUGUGAUGAUAUCCUCAAAAAGGGUGGGAGCCAGAAGUUGAGCGAUGAUGCCAUAGAAGGAAUGCUUGAAAAGGUUGUUAACUUGCUUGCUUAUAUCAGUGACAAAGACCUUUUUGCAGAAUUCUACAGGAAAAAACUUUCUCGCCGGCUACUUUUUGAUCAGAGUGCCAACAAGGAACAUGAAAAAAGUAUUCUAACAAAGAUGAAACAGCAAUUUGGUGGACAGUUCACCUCAAAGAUGGAGGGAAUGGUCACAGAUUUGACAUUGGCUCGGGACAAUGAGACCAGCUUUGAGGAGUAUCUUCACAGUAACACAAAUGUAAAUCCUGGGAUGGAUUUGACCGUCACCGUUCUUACAACUGGUUUCUGGCCAAGUUAUAAAUCAUGUGAUCUUAGCCUACCUGCAGAAAUGGUGAAAUGUGUUGAAGUCUUCAAGGGAUUCUAUGAAACGAAGACGAAAUGCAGAAAAAUUAAAUGGAUUUACUCAUUGGGCACUUGCAACAUUAUUGGCAAGUUCGAGCCAAAAGAAAUCGAAUUGGUUGUGUCAACCUAUCAGGCCGCUCUCCUGCUACUUUUCAAUAGCGCUGAUAAAUUGAGCUAUUCAGAAAUACUAGGUAAGUUAAACCUUACCCAUGACGCAGCUGUUCGAAUCCUUCAUUCGCUUUCAUGUGCCAAGUACAAGAUCCUUAUUAAGGAGCCUAAUGCAAAGACUAUCUCGCCAAAUGACGACUUUGAGUUCAACUCCAAAUUCACUGACAGAAUGAGAAGAAUUAAGAUUCCUCUCCCACCAGUGGAUGAAAGGAAGGAGGUGAUCCAAGAUGUUGACAGAUUCAGGCGAUAUGCUAUUGAUGCUGCAAUCGUGCGGAUUAUGAAGAGUCGGAAGGUUUUGGGUCAUCAGCAAUUAGUUAUGGAGUGUGUUGAGCAGUUAAGACAUAAAUUCAAGCCUGACAUGAGAGCAAUUAAGAAGCAGAUUGAAGAUCUCAUCGUCCGUGACUACCUGGAGAGGGACAAGGAAAAUCAUAACAUGUUCAAGUAUCUUGCAUGAUUCAAGUGUUGGACUCUUCAUAUAACUUCUUGCUAUGUGCUGGAACCAGUAGAAGUACAUGAAUUAUAAUUUGUUUUA